AGUUGAGCUUUAGCUUUUGACGUAUAAAGAAGUGUCUAAAGUAUAGUGCAAAGCUAAAAUUUUGUCAGAUUUACCAAGUGCAAGGUGGGAAAAUGUUGAAGCCAGUCAUAAAUUAGGUUUAGUUUUUACAGAGGAUACGAAAUGAAUAAUGUUUUUAAAUGGAAAAAUGUAUGGCGUUUUUGAGCAGCAGUACAACUAGCGCCAGCAUAUAGAUCACGGAAAAUGCCUGAUUUGCGAGCUGCAAUUGAGAAUUAAGGCAGCGCCAGGGGAAUCCGCUCGAGAAACCCACGUCCACGAGAUGGACAACUAUACGGACGUACUGUACCAGUACCGCUUGGCACCGUCCGCCAGCCCGGAAAUGGAAAUGGAACUGGCCGAUCCGCGUCAGAUGGUCCGCGGAUUUCAUCUGCCAACCAACGAGUCGCAGUUGGAGAUUCCCGACUAUGGCAACGAGAGCCUGGACUAUCCCAACUACCAGCAGAUGGUCGGCGGACCGUGUCGCAUGGAGGACAACAAUAUCAGCUAUUGGAAUCUCACCUGCGAUUCGCCACUGGAGUACGCUAUGCCGCUCUAUGGCUACUGUAUGCCCUUCCUGCUGAUCAUCACCAUUAUCUCGAACUCCCUGAUUGUGCUCGUUUUGAGCAAGAAGAGCAUGGCCACGCCCACCAAUUUUGUGCUAAUGGGAAUGGCUAUAUGCGAUAUGCUGACGGUUAUAUUUCCGGCACCCGGUCUCUGGUAUAUGUACACAUUCGGCAAUCAUUAUAAGCCCCUGCAUCCGGUCUCCAUGUGUCUGGCCUACAGCAUUUUCAAUGAGAUAAUGCCAGCCAUGUGCCACACCAUCUCCGUUUGGCUAACUCUGGCCCUCGCCGUUCAAAGAUACAUCUACGUUUGCCACGCCCCCAUGGCCCGAACGUGGUGCACGAUGCCGCGUGUGAGGCGGUGCACGGCGUAUAUUGCAUUGCUGGCGUUUCUGCACCAACUGCCCAGAUUCUUCGACAGGACGUACAUGCCGCUGGUGAUCGAGUGGAACGGCAGCCCAACGGAGGUGUGCCACUUGGAGACGUCGAUGUGGGUGCACGAUUACAUUGGAGUGGACCUAUACUACACAAGCUACUAUCUGUUCCGGGUGCUGUUCGUCCACCUGCUGCCCUGCAUUAUCCUGGUUACCCUGAACAUUCUGCUGUUCGCGGCGAUGCGGCAGGCACAGGAGCGCCGAAAGCUCCUCUUCCGGGAGAACCGGAAGAAGGAGUGCAAGAAACUGAGGGAGACCAAUUGCACCACGCUGAUGCUAAUUGUGGUCGUGUCGGUGUUCCUUCUAGCCGAGAUACCCAUUGCUGUGGUCACUGCGAUGCACAUCGUCAGUAGCCUGAUUAUCGAGUUCCUGGACUAUGGACUGGCCAACAUUUGCAUCAUGCUGACGAACUUCUUCCUGGUAUUCAGCUAUCCGAUCAACUUCGGCAUUUACUGCGGCAUGUCGCGCCAGUUUCGGGAGACUUUCAAGGAGAUAUUCCUCGGUCGGCUGAUGGCCAAAAAGGAUAGCUCCACAAAAUACUCGAUCGUUAAUGGCGCCCGCACCUGCACCAACACCAACGAGACGGUCCUCUAGUAAUUGGUGAUGUUGGUGCCGCGGCGGGGCAGCAGCGACCAUCGUCGCAGCUCCACUAGCACCACCACCACCACCACCACCAAGACCAUUGGUGGGUCAAUGAUCAUCGGUGGUGAGGCCUCGGCGCAGCACCAGCAUCUGGUAACGCACCAUCUGCAGACCCACUCACAGCCCAGUCAGCAGCGGCGGGUCAGCACCAUGGACAUCAUCACCGAGGAGCGGAUUUUGUAAACUGGAUGCGAGAAUCGGAUGGGUUCGGAAUCGAUUGGGUGCGGCUAUCGGAAAUCAGAGAUCCCAAUAUACUGUUGAAAACUAUCGGCUGCCUGCCGAGGAGCGCAAUUUACAAUACAGUUCUUUAUUCGUCAAUGGUCUCAGCAUGAAAUUUUAACAGAAUUUGCAAUUGCAACUAAUCCAGCAAAAAUCAAAAGAACUCCACUACACAAAUGGUUUUUUUUCGAACAGAGCUAAGAAGUAAGGUUUCAGGAGAAAACUACAAUACAUAGGUACACAGGAACUUGUUUAAUUAAAAACACUAAUAUAUCAAUAUCAAAAUAACCAAAAAUGCGUAGAGUAUUUGGAAUGAUGCAGUCUGAAUUUUGAUGGAUUUUGCAAAUGAGCGAUUUUCACUUUUAAAUAACUUAAGGCAGUUUAAAAACGUUAAGAAAUACAUAGAUAUCCCCGGGUAGACCGAAUAACACCCAAACCGAACAUUAAGUGUCUGUUCUAUUCCCGCGAAUAAGACACAAAUUUCUCCAUUCGAAUCUGUGUGUAUUUCUCUGUGCGUUGGUGUCAUAUUCAGAUUAAAUAUUCAGAUUAGUACUUAAGCUCAUAUAUGUAUAUGCUAUUUUUAUGGCUAAGGGUGUACGUCUAAGUCUAAGAGAUGCGGUGAAACUUUCAAGAAGUGAUAGUGGUAGGGUGAAAGUGCUGGGUGAAGAUUUUGGGUAACAACAAUAACAUAAUACUACAGUAAAGUUAGGAAAAAUACUUACAGGAAACUCACAAGUCAUAACUAUCGGAUUGAAAAGCGAAACUGAAUUAAUCGAAAUAAUCGAUAGUAUUGACGAUUAGUUUUAGCUUCUAGGGUAUUUACGAAAUUUUGAAACAAUGCCUGGGUAAAUAUGUUUAUUUGAGAGCAACUUUUUGUGCGCCCAUUUGUAAAAUAUUUUUGUAUUUUAACUAGGGUUCUUUAGCGUAGUUAGUUGUAGGAUGGAAAACUCGUUUAAAUUCGUAAACCUUUUGAGCCCCAGUGUUUACCGAUUUAAAUGAAAGUUAAGAAUACACAAAAACAAAAAAAAAAAAAAUAUAUAAGAACAUAACAAAUCAGUCCUAACGAAUUUCAACUCAAUGUUCUAGGCUACGCGUACGUUUUUUUUCUAGUGUAAGCAACAGCAUAUACAAUUGUAAUGCAAUGUUAAUAUGUGUACACUCGUCUAACAGUUACAAUUGCAGUUUCCGGUUUAAAUGUUUUCAGUGUACACAAAACUAGUUGACUAAGCAUACAACUACGGCUAAAGCUAAUACUACAACUUGAAUUACAACUACACAACUAUGAACUAUAACCAUAACUAUAGCUGAAAGUUGUCUGUCUGAAUGGAAUGUGUUAACUAUUUAUAUGUAUUGGUGACGAAAGAUACGGUUUCCGUUUCCGCUUCCGUUUAAUUUGAUUUUUAAUUCUGAUGACGAUUACGACCUGAUUUUGUAUAUAUAUUUCGUCGGGUGAAUCCAAUAAUGAAUAAAUAAACUAAUUAAAU
Drosophila melanogaster (fruit fly) is the source of this 3357-nucleotide messenger RNA. It is a transcript of the gene SPR, whose product is annotated as Sex peptide receptor. Lineage: Eukaryota; Metazoa; Arthropoda; Insecta; Diptera; Drosophilidae. Gene Ontology annotation, cellular component: membrane; plasma membrane. Bases 299 to 1606 code for a protein of 435 amino acids. The transcript is spliced from 5 exons. Gene Ontology annotation, biological process: signal transduction; G protein-coupled receptor signaling pathway. Gene Ontology annotation, molecular function: G protein-coupled peptide receptor activity; G protein-coupled receptor activity. The record is from RefSeq and is marked reviewed.